AUGUCGCCGUAUCAGUACCUUUUCAAAUACAUCAUCAUCGGAGACACAGGCAAGUCUAUAGCUGCGCUGCUGAAAGGCAGCGUAGGCAAGAGCUGCUUGCUCUUGCAGUUCACGGACAAGCGUUUCCGCACAGACCACGAUCUUACGAUUGGCGUCGAGUUCGGUGCGCGACUCAUAUCCAUCGGCGGCCGACAAGUCAAGCUGCAAAUAUGGGACACGGCCGGUCAAGAGUCGUUUCGCUCGAUUACGCGCUCGUACUACCGCGGGGCUGCGGGCGCCCUCCUAGUCUACGAUAUCACCAGGCGCGACACGUUUAUCCACCUGACCAGGUGGCUGGAUGAAGUCCGACAAAACUCGAACCCGCACAUGACCAUCAUGCUGAUCGGCAACAAAUGCGACCUUGAGCGCCGGGAAGUGAGCUUCGAGGAAGGUGCAGCCUUCGCUCGUCAGCACGGCUUGAUUUUUCUUGAGACCUCGGCGAAGACUGCGCAGAACGUAGACGAAGCGUUCAUCUUGACAGCUCGAAAGAUCUACGAAAACAUCCAGCGAGGCAUCUACGAUCUCAGCAACGAGGCUCACGGCAUCAAAUGCGGGCCUAUCAACGCGUACGGCGGCCACCCGAGUUCAGGUGAGAAGCGCAGUGCCUCUCGCAAACUCCACGAACUCUGCAUACACAGCAAGCAGACACUACGGCAGCCGACACACACUCCGUCUCUCUUGCGGGCUGUGUUUCCGCUGUUUCCUUCUGCGGAGGUUGCUGCGCGCGUGCGCCGCGUCUCGGCGCCGUUGAAUGGAGCCUUUCAGGCCCCGUGCGUUGCGUUCUCAGAGCAGCACCGCGCGCUGGCUGAGCAACGAUCUGCGAGUUGCUGCUGA
Molecule: messenger RNA, 873 nt
Organism: Besnoitia besnoiti
Lineage: Eukaryota; Apicomplexa; Conoidasida; Eucoccidiorida; Sarcocystidae
Product: putative small GTPase Rab2
Exons: 7
Coding region: 1-873 (290 amino acids)
Cellular component (GO): Golgi apparatus
Molecular function (GO): GTP binding; GTPase activity
Source: RefSeq, a predicted model, not a curated record